AUGGAACCCGACCCCAAAUUGCUUCUAGCAAGAAUCGAACGCACGACUUCAUUAGGCACCAUCGGUAAGGGUUGCAUCUCUUUGUCCACGCUCUCUCAUCGUUCCUGAUCUCGGCGGUGUCUGAAAACCCCGUGGGUUAUUUUUCAGCCCCCUCGUUCUUUUUGGGCUACAGAAGCGAUUUCUUCUUCUUCUUCUUCACAAAGGUUGUUCGACUCGUUCUUCUUCUCCUCUGAUUUCUUCUUGCUUCAACUAGUUCUUCUUCUUCUUUUACAAAGGAACACCUUAAACAAAGGGAUCUGUCUUUUGUAUUCAGGUUACAGGGUGCUGAUAAUUCAACACUUUAUGGGUGCUGUGUCUUAGUUGAUGAAUUAGUGCAAAAGCCCUCUGGAUUCCUCUACCUGAUUUCGGAUAAGCAGUCGUCUCACUCUUCUUUGAGACGCCAUAUACUAAUCACACGGAGAUGUUACUGCAUUCUCUCAAGGCUCCCAUUUUUUGAACUUCACUUUGGCGUAUUGAAUAGCUCUUUGUUUCGUAGCUGUAUCCACUGUUGCGGCCUUUGUUGGGCAACACUUAGUGAGAAAGCUGAUUGCCAUAUUAGGGAGAGCAUCAUUGAUUAUUUUCAUUCUGGCCGGCACAGUUUUUGUGAGCGCAAUAUCACUAGGCAUUGGUACAUUCUAGAAAUCUGGAAAAUGCUUUCUGGGGUUAAAUUUAUUCCCCGUGACAAGAUGCAAGAUGAGGACUUGGAUUCUAUCUCGAAAGAGAGGAAAAAAUCAGAUAGUAGCAGGAAAAAGAAUAAGGGGAAAGAGAAGAGAUCUAGAAACAGCUCUUCUGAUGAUGAAGAGCUUGCUAAGAUAAAGAAAGGCUCUAGAAAGAAGAAGUGGUAUUCAUCCGAUGAAAAUUCUUCGUUUUACACAACUGAAAGCGAAAGAGAAAGUGAGCAAGAUGAAAAGAAGAGAAGGAGGAAAGCAAAAAAGAAAAGGGAUGAUGGUUCAUCUCAUGAUUCUGGUGAAAGGUCUAAAAGAAGAUCAAGAUCGAGGAGUGGUAAAAAAGAAUAUACAUCUGAGGAAAGCUCUUUGCCUUCUUCUGAUGGUGGUGAUAGUUUUUCGGAUAGGCAAGGGGAGGGCCGAAAGUCAGAUAGAAAAGAUAGGAGUAAAAAGAACAAGAUCAAAGGCGAACCUACCAAUGUCGCAUUAGAUUCUGUAAGUAAGAUGGAAAUUGCAAGAAAGGAAAUGGGAUUGGAUUGGAUGCUUAGGUCUGAAAGUAAGAGACCUGCGAUUUCAGAAACAGAGGAGCAAUUGCCAGAGGAAGUUCCAGUUGAGGAAUCAAAGAAGGAGAAUACUAGAGAAUUAAAUCCAUAUUUGAAGGAUGAUGGAAGUGGUUACCCGGAAGAAAGUGAUGGGGCUAAAGUUGGUGUAGACCAACUUCUAUCUUCUUCCCUUGUUGGGGAUGGAGGAGCAAGUUGGAGACUUAAAGCUUUAAAACGUGCACAAGAGCAAGCUUCUCGCGAAGGACGAAACUUUCAAGAGGUUGUGCAAGAAAGGUGGGGUUCUCUUGGUGAGUUGACUGCAUCUGUUGCAUCACAUGCAGCUGCCCCAGCUCGUGCUCAUCUACGUGCUAUAAAAAGUAGACAAAGAGGGACAACUGAAGAAAAUUCACCAAAUUCUGAUAAGUAUAGCCGAAGGGAUUCUAGAAGGGACUACUUAAAGGGUGUUUCUGUCCAUCGUGAAAUGAAAGCACCUAAAGUUCAAGAUUCUUUAUCUUGGGGAAAGCGAAAAGCCAAACAUGUUGAGGGUGCUGAUGUCAUAUCUGCUGCAGCAUCUAGCCUAAAUAAGUUUACUAAUGAUGGAAGUUUUAUGCUUGAAUUUGCUAGCAAGAAGAGUAAUGAUUCUGAUGGUUCUGUUUUGGAAAGUAUUGAAUCGGAAAAGGUUUCAUCGGAACUAAACACACUGGGUGAAAGAAAUGCAGUAGUCAAGAAUGAAAUGAGUGCAAACCAGUUGGCAGCUAAGGCUAUGCAACUUCGUCUGAAAGGAAAGCAUGAAGAAGCUGAGAAAUUAAUGCAAGAAGCAAAGGUUAUGAACACAAAACAGGGAAAUCAAGAUCAUACGAUUAGAUCAAGAACUGGGGGAAGUUCUAGCAGAUAUGAUAUGCAAAAGGUAUCUGCUCAACAGAAGAAAGGAGAGGAUGAUACUGAUAUGCAUCUUGCUCGCAAGAUUAUGCAGAACAAGCAAUUUAGGGUUUCUACUCAGGCUGAUGAUGAAUAUGACUUUGAAGAUGGUCAAAGCAGAAAGAGUAGAAAGAAGCAAGGAGGUGAUGAUCGCAAGAUUAUCCAAAAAAACACAAAUACAAAUCGAUUCUUGACCCAGCAAGAGCGCUGCCUCUUUUGUAUAGAGAAUCCAAAUCGGCCAAUGCAUCUUGUUGUGUCAAUUGCAAAUUUCACAUAUCUUAUGUUGCCACAAUGGCAACCUGUGGUGCCUGGUCAUUGCUGCAUUUUACCCAUUCAGCAUGAACCAGCUACAAGAACGGUUGAUGAUAAUGUGUGGAUAGAAAUUCGAAACUUCAAGAAAUGCCUAAUUAUGAUGUUUGCAAAGCAAGAGAAGGAGGUAGUGUUUCUUGAAACUGUGAUGGGAUUGGCACAACAACGACGGCAUUGUAUGGUUGAGUGCAUUCCUUUACCCCAAGAUAUUGCCAAAGAGGCUCCUUUAUACUUUAAAAAGGCAAUUGAUGAAGCUGAAGAUGAGUGGAGCCAGCAUAAUGCCAAGAAACUAAUUGAUACAAGUCAAAAGGGAUUGCGCAAUUCAAUACCCAAGCACUUUCCGUAUUUUCACGUAGAAUUUGGUCUAAACAAAGGUUUUGUCCAUGUUAUUGAUGAUGAAAAGCAGUUCAAGAGCAGCCUUGGCCUGAAUGUCAUAAGAGGCAUGCUACAUUUGGCAGAGGAAGACAUGUAUCGGCGUCGACGCUACGAGGAAUUAGAUGUACAAAAGCAAGCAGUUGCUACCUUUUCCAAGGAGUGGGAACAUUUUGACUGGACAAAGCAACUUCAUCAAACAUCUUAACAGAGCAUUGUACAGAUUUGCUUUUUACACUUUAUCUUAACAUCUUAUGAUGUAGGUUAACAUUUGCUUAUGCAUCGUGGCAUGCUAAUAGAAAUGAAUUUUGUAUAACUCCUAAAACAAAACAAAACAAAAAAAGAAAGAAAAAGAAAAGAAUGUUUAUUCUUUGUUCAUGUAUACGUUCAGUUCACUGGUCAUUCCCGCUCCUUCCGUUCAUGACAAGAAUGGGUUGCUUUUCAUUUACUAUCAGG
Molecule: messenger RNA, 3301 nt
Organism: Gastrolobium bilobum
Lineage: Eukaryota; Viridiplantae; Streptophyta; Magnoliopsida; Fabales; Fabaceae
Exons: 13
Coding region: 690-3053 (787 amino acids)
Biological process (GO): mRNA splicing, via spliceosome
Cellular component (GO): post-mRNA release spliceosomal complex
Source: RefSeq, a predicted model, not a curated record